UCUCCUCCGGCCGGCAGAGCCGUUCUGCCGGGGAGCUUCCUCAUCUCCUCCUCCUCCUCCUCCUGCGGUCCUCCUCAUCUUCAGCUGUUAGUGGACGAGCUGAGUGUUUUGAGAGGCAAAACACGACAAUGUAAACAAAAGUCGGUGAGGCGUAAUGACGCGCAGCUUGUGUGGAUAGACGUAGCUAAUCCCUCCCUGACCUCUCCGUGCUGCUGCACAGCCUUAAAGAGUGAAGCCUACAGGGGGAUGAACACGGAAGCAGAAGCACAUUUUGAGCGCCCAAAAAUAUCAUCCAGGUAAUUGAACUGUUGUUUGUUCAUGAUGGGGGAGCUGAAGUCCAGGCGUCCUGCUGGGCCUCGCUUGGACCUGAACAACUUUAACCUUGCCGAAGCGGAGAGGAGUCGGUAUGUUUUAACGAGUCCCCGCUCGCUUGAGUCUUGUACACGACUCGGGGUCAAACCUAUUGACCUUCUCAUUAAAUCACUAAAUGAGUUCGUUGCUGAGCAGCGUGGCGUCCCCUUUGAGGCGAUGAGAGUCAUGCAUGAAUCCUACGAGAAGGAGAGAAUGAAGCUUUUACGAAUGUGCCGAGAGGAGAGGGAGAGGAUUAUCCGGGACAGGUGGCCAGGCUGUGAUGAUAAAGUGUCCUGCCUGGAAGUGGUGAAGCCUGAACUGAAGGAUCACAGACAGACAUCAGGUAUCCAGUAUGCAGAACUGUGCUUUAAAGGGAAAUCUGCGAGCAGGUCCUCCUGCUCCAACAGAGACAGGAGCACAGUCUGCAGCUUCAACCUGGGAGACCUCAGACAAACCCCGGCUACUGAGAGGAAACUGGAGAGGCUCACUAGGGACAUUAAGAAGGAGAUGUGUGUCACAGUGUCGGAGAGAGACCGCAAGAUAGCAGCUCUCAUGUUGGUGAAGCACCAGGAGGAGCAGGCCUGUGCGAAGCUCUGUCAGCAGGAGGAGCAGGAGAGACAGGAGGCCCGCAGGCAGGAGGAGGCCCAGCGGGCUCAGGAAGAGAAACAGAGGAGGAAGAAACUGAAGCAGAGCAUGCAACGCUGGCAUGAGGAGCUGGAGGCCCGCAGGAGGCUGAGGCAGCAUCAGGAGAAAAGGAAAGUGGGACAGCUCGAGCUGGAGGUGCUGCUGCAAGAGGACCGCUGGAGUAGGCUGAAAGAGGAGGUGGAGGUGCAACGCAGAGAGAAGAUGGAGGCUGCACAGAAAGAGGCAGGGGGCCGCAAGCGCUACCAGGAGAAGCUGCUGAGAGAGAAGGAGGAGGUGGAGGAGAGGGAGCGAGAGAGGGAGAGGCAGGUGGCGGAGGAGAAGGAGCUGAAGGCCAGGAGGAGCAGAGUGUCGCAGGAGAAGAAGGAGAGGAAGAGGCUGCAGGAGGAGAAUCACAGGGAGCUGCUACGACACAUCCUGCUGAAGCAGCAGGCGGAGCAGCAGGUGGAGGAAGAGGAGGCCCAGAUGAGAAGCACGCUGGAGAGGAAGCUGAGGCGCUCCUGCGAGAAGCGUGCCCAGGCCGCAGAGGCUCGGCUGAGGGAGCUGAAGGAGCGGGCGGCCCGGGAGGAGGAGCAGAUCCAGAGAGCCCAGCAGAGGGCCAAGCUGCAGGGCUACCAGCAGCUCACACACAAACUGAUCCUGGUCCAACUGAGCCAGCGGCGCACGGAGAGGGCCGCCAUGCACGCCUCGGCCCAGCAGAGGAGCAGAGCUCAGCAGACGCACCGACACAACACGCACAGGCUGCUCUGCCACCAGAGGCUGAGGGAGAAGGUGCAGAGAGAGGAGGAGGCCGUGAGGAAGGUCAGAGAGAGUUGCGUCUUCAUGAAGGACUGGAGGAGGGAGAGGCUGCGGAGACAGCGGGAGCAGAUACAAGAGGAGGCGCACAGGCUGGCUCGGGCCUCCUAUCACAUGAGGGAGAGAGUGAGGCAGCAGACACACAGUCGGACCUUUGAUCAGAUGGCUCUGGAGGCUCAGCUGACUGCCUACAUGAGCCGCAUGAAACUAUGAAAGAAAUGAUUAACUUCCCAUCCUUCCUGACUUCAGAAAGACUCUACACACCAGCACCUAAGUGAAUUCAGACAAAAUAUCUAUCUAGAAAUGUAGUGAGGACUUUCCAUACAAGUAUGUGAAUGUGUUAUAAUCACCAGGGUGCAGCUGGAGGAUGAAUGUCGGGGCCUUGGUACAUGCCAUGGAUCAUUAUCAUGUCAGAGCUGUGAUUUUAGUGGUGUGUAAGGACUCACAAAGUCAGUUUCAUUUGAUAUGAAGCUGUAGUGGAAGAGUCCCUGAAAGUGUGCCAUAUAUUUUCAAUUUUAUGAGUUUAAAAGGACAAAUUAAAUUUAUAAAAGUUAAGAAUGAAACUGUGGAAUGACCUUGUAGUGACCUCCCAUCAGGAUAAUAAACACUAAAGCAGUUUUUCCCAACCCUUUUUUUGGAUUGUGACCCCAUACAAUAUCUUGAUGUGACCCCUCAUGUCAGGCUGCAUAUGUCAAUGAUAUUAGACUGAUUUUAGCUUUUCAGAUAUAACAAAAUAUUCUAUUAAAAAAAAGUCAUAAUUAGA
This is a messenger RNA of Sebastes umbrosus (honeycomb rockfish), 2551 nucleotides long. RefSeq names its product coiled-coil domain-containing protein 177. The record is from RefSeq and is a predicted model, not a curated record. The transcript is spliced from 2 exons. NCBI's taxonomy places the organism in Eukaryota, Metazoa, Chordata, Actinopteri, Perciformes, Sebastidae. Bases 319 to 2001 code for a protein of 560 amino acids.